UGUGCGGUGAGUUGUUUUCCCACACUGGCGCAAAUUCGGUCUCGCGUUUGUUUAUUUUUUGGUCUGCGAUGGAAAAGUGAUAAACAAUAGGCAGACGAAAUGACUCUGGCACACCGAGCGCUCUUCACAUGGUUCAUAGUUCUGGUCUUCUUCAUACUGCUGUGCCUGCGCCUGGAGCCGCGCACGAACUGGAAUUGGUUCGUCACCUUUACACCGCUCUGGAUCUUCGACGUUAUAAUCAUCAUCUACGUGAUCAUCAAGUUUAUAAGGAAGUGGCGCAACCUAAAUCGCCUCACGGACCUCCUAUUCCUCUACAAAUGGAACAUUGCCGGCGUGCUUCUCACUAUCGCCUCCCAGGUCAUGAUUUGUCUGCGACUGGAGUAUCCUCAUCAAAUCCCCAUCUAUGUGACCAUAGCUCCGCUGAUCCUUCUACUCAGCACCGCCAUAUUCUACGUGGGCAGCCACCUGGGAAAGCGCGAGGGCUGGUUGCAGUGAACGGCAGAUAAUAAGUCUAGUAUAGAAUUAGGAUUAGGUGUAUAUUGUAGGGUUAAGAGGCGUAAAU
Molecule: messenger RNA, 562 nt
Organism: Drosophila serrata
Lineage: Eukaryota; Metazoa; Arthropoda; Insecta; Diptera; Drosophilidae
Product: transmembrane protein 60
Source: RefSeq, a predicted model, not a curated record